AUGAGCAAAAAAAGUAAAAUAAAUAAAAGCAAUAGAUUCAUAGAGAUUUUCAAACAGAUACUUGAUGUAUUAUCAAUCAAAAAUGUAGCGUACUGAGUAUAUAGACAUAAUAAAAUGGGAUGAAUAAGGAAUAAAAAUUUAAAUAAUUGAUAAAUCAUUAUUAUAAGAGAACGUGUUGCCACGAUUUUUUAAACAUAGCAAUUAUUCAAGUUUUUUAAGGUAUUAAUUUUAAAUUAAGCAGAUAAUUGAAUAUAUAUGGUUUUAUUAGUUGUAGAGAUUAAAAUGGUAUAUUGACGUAUUAGCAUCCAUAUUUUACUUAGAGCAAUAUGAUUUAGAAACUUAUUCAGAAAAAAAAACAAAUUAUUGUGGAUAAAUAACAAAUAGGAACAUUUAUUAUUGAAUAAGAAGAAUUAAAAAGUACAAUGACGUCUUUGAAAUAAGAAUAACUAAAUAUUCAAUAAUAAUUGGUUAAAUCCAUUUAGCAAUAAUUGAGAUUUUAGCAUCAUUUUAAAUUGAUAAUAGAAGUAUAAUUUUAUACAAUAAUUGAUAGAAAUUAUUAGAGAUAAAGGCUAUUUAAGAAAGAAGAGGAGUAUUUUUUAUUGAAAGUAUAAGAAUGAUAGUUAGAGCAAUGAAACCAGAAGCCUGUAAUUAAAAUUUAUAAUAAAAUUGAUAGAGACUUCAUUUUAGUAUCUUAUAAAGUGUGUAUAUCCAAACGAAGAAGAUCUAUGGAUGAGUGAGACAUUAUCUAUAAAAGAAGAUGAAAUAGAGAUUCCUUAUCCAACUUCUCCAGCUACUUUUGGAAAAGCCGUUGUUGAAGAUAUUGGAAAUUAUUUAAAUCAUAAGUAAGAACAAUUCAAUCUUGAAACUUUGGAACCUGUUUGGUUUUUUGGUUAACAAGAAGCAGAUUUUAGUUUCUUUGGAUUUGAUUUAUGA
Messenger RNA from Paramecium sonneborni, 933 nucleotides. The record is from the annotation of a GenBank genome assembly. Lineage: Eukaryota; Ciliophora; Oligohymenophorea; Peniculida; Parameciidae.